AUGAACGGGCAGCUUCUACUCGGUGAGUUUCUUUCCAUUUUAGAAAUUUCGAAUGCUGAUUCAGCUGUUUUGCGUAGGUUAAAGCGUAGUAGUCGCAGCAAGAAGCGAUCAGCUUCAGGUGGAAAAGCAUAGAAAAGUAAAAUAAAAAUGAAAAUGAAUGUGUUUUUUGAAAUAAAAUCCAAAGCUAAGAUUUACAGGCUCAAAUGUUUUUUGACUGCAAUAAAUAAUAACUGGACUCAAUCUGCGAAGUGCCAUUUAGGUCUGAACUUACUAUUCAAAUUUUAAAAUGAGAAUCUGGCAGACAACGUCUAUAUUUGCAAUCUGACAGAUUUUUCAAGCCCUCUAUCCGACAAAUAAUCUUAAACCUUUUGUAUUUUUCAAAAACAGAAGAUUUGCAAGUUUCCAGCUUCAAAGAUGAGAUACGUUGUCAAGCUUCUUUAAAACUUCAGAAGAUAUUUUAAGCAUUAUUGAUCUGAAGCCUGAUUGCAGCGAUACUUCUCUGCCUCUGCCUCAGCACGUCGGCGUUGCGUGGCGCUCUCUUCAGAAGUGGCCGUAGUGUGAGGCAACCCAUCGGACAGGUUUUCUCCCAAUUUACCUUAUUUUUGAGGUCUCAUCAACUUCAAGCCUUAUUUUUAACUGCUAGAAUCUCUCAAAAUUUGAGGAAAGCGGAGAACAAGUGUAUCCAAUGAGGCGAUUCAACGGAAAGUCAGGCUACGACGUGCCGCCGAUAUACCUGCCUCUCUACGACCGUUAUCCGUUCUAA
Messenger RNA from Caenorhabditis auriculariae, 763 nucleotides. NCBI's taxonomy places the organism in Eukaryota, Metazoa, Nematoda, Chromadorea, Rhabditida, Rhabditidae. The record is from the annotation of a GenBank genome assembly.